Molecule: messenger RNA, 3769 nt
Organism: Ylistrum balloti
Lineage: Eukaryota; Metazoa; Mollusca; Bivalvia; Pectinida; Pectinidae
Product: phosphorylase b kinase gamma catalytic chain, skeletal muscle/heart isoform-like
Exons: 10
Coding region: 619-2151 (510 amino acids)
Biological process (GO): protein phosphorylation; glycogen biosynthetic process
Cellular component (GO): phosphorylase kinase complex
Molecular function (GO): phosphorylase kinase activity; ATP binding; calmodulin binding
Source: RefSeq, a predicted model, not a curated record
UAGAAAAAUUUAAGUACAUGUACAUAGAUGUAUAAUUUUUUAAUAAGAGGUUUGUGUCAGCAUGUGGAUGACUGUGGAUCAUGAUGCCAGAUAUUAUAUACAACUUUAACUAUAUACCUGCAGUGUGACUUUACCUAAGGACAAUAUACCGUACCGGUGCACUUGUACGCUGAUGUAAUUGGCACCAAAGUUUGUUGUCCUAGUGGGGGCGUGUUGGUAUACAGUCCCAAUCAAUAACACUGGACGAGCAGUUGUAUUAUGUGUUCAGUGGUGUAGUGAUUGUGUUGGGUUGUUUUGGAUUGUGAUCUUGUGUUGUGAAUCUGGUGAUAUUUGGAUUACAUAUAAUUGUAUUGAAACAUAUGGUAAUUUUGAGUGUGAACUACAUACGGAACCAUUUUCAGGUAGAUUUGUGUAAAUGGAGACAAUCUGGUAUCCUGUCUUAUCAAUAAACUGAUGUCAGACAUUGGAUUUCUCACCAUGGACUUAAAUCUCAAAUCUGUAUUGGUGUAAAUUUUCAAACGGUUUAAAGACUGUAGACUUGUUAAAUUCUAUUCCAAUUUUAAUCAUCUUGCGGUAUUUAAAGGUUGUGUGCUUUGGUAGUUGCCUUAGUAUCUAAUAAUGGGGAGAUACAAUGAAAAUCCCCUAUCCUUCACCUCUGAUGGUGACGGAAAAAUCCUGUUACUCAAGGGGUCUUUUGGAAACAAAGAGUUUCUAAUGAGAAAGGAUAUCAAGUGUAGCCAUUGUGGUUGGGUUCACGAUCUAAACAAACGCAGAACAAAAACUGAUAAACAAAAAUGCAGGCAAACGUGUGACAAGGAAAGACAACUCAGUGUAAAGGACAUUAGGAGAAAUGUUGAGAAUGUGAUCCACCGAGAUGGGAAAGACCAAAGAUGUAUGGCCCAGCAAAAUGGUGACAACUUUGAUCGUAAGGAUCAGUCAGUGACUAAAUCCAGAAAGGACCAAAAGAAAACUUCAUCAACCAAGAAUUAUGAACAGUCCAGUGAAGAAAGAUAUGUCAAAGUGUUUGAAACAAAUUGUGAGACUUCUAAGUUUGCUUUGGAUGAUAUUUGUGGAGUGGGUGUGAGCAGUGUGGUGCGUCGCUGUGUGGAGAAGGAAACAGGAAAGGAAUAUGCUGUUAAAAUCAUUGACAUCAGUACAGAGAAACAGGAAGAGUAUCAAGCAGAACAGACAAAGCAAGACACUAUAAGGGAGAUUAAUAUACUCAAGAUGUGUUCUGGGCACAAACAUAUCAUUGAACUUCAUGACUCAUUUGAAACCAACACUUUCAUCUUUCUUGUAUUUGAAUUAUGUAAACAGGGAGAAUUAUUUGACUACCUCACACAAGUUGUAACUUUAUCAGAGAAGAGGACACGAAUUGUGAUGAGACAGUUAUUAGAAGCAGUAGAGUUUGUACACAAGAAAAAUAUAGUGCAUCGAGAUUUAAAGCCUGAAAAUAUAUUACUAGACGAUGAUCUCAACUUAAAGUUGUCGGACUUUGGCUUUGCUACAGUUUUGAGUCCCAAUGAAGAAUUAAGUGAGCUUUGUGGAACACCAGGGUAUUUAGCACCUGAGGUAUUGUCAGUGUCUAUGUAUGACGAUGUACCAGGGUACGGUCAGCCGGUUGACAUGUGGGCCAUAGGUGUUAUUAUGUACACACUUCUGUGUGGCGCACCGCCCUUCUGGCACCGUAAACAGAUGCAGAUGCUGCGAAUGAUUAUGCAGGCUAACUACCAGUUUGGAAGUCCAGAGUGGGAUGAUGUCAGCCAGGCCCCUAAAGAUCUGAUCGCAUCAUUGCUGGUUAUAGACCCAGUCAAGCGACUAACUGCUUCUGAAGCUUUGCAGCAUCCAUUCUUCAAAAGAGAGCAGGUGAAACCUGUUGUAAAAUUCCAAGCAAAGAAAAAGUUCAAGGCUGCAGUCAUCUGUAUCAACUUCUUCUUUCGUUUGAGGUUUUUCAAGAACAACCCUCCGCCUAUAUCUGGUGAAGUGAUGAAUAAAAAUCCAUAUAGUGUUAAAAACUUUCGCAAACUCAUCGAUGGGUGUGCAUUUAAAAUGUACGGACACUGGGUAAAGAAAGUGGACAAUCAAAACAGAGCUGCUCUGUUUGAACAUGCCCCACGCAAUGACUGGAAAGAACAACACCAAGAUUCAUGAUCACUUUUGACAGGAGGACUGCAAAUUACUACUGCUUCUUAGUUGGCCAUAUGCCUGAUGUGAUCAGACAAUUAGAAAAAAAACAGUGCUCUCUUAUUGGAUAAAUGUUUGAGGAGAAUGGCACUUUGUGCUACACAGAUUUAAUGCAAGUUCACAGGUGUGUUGCUUUUAAAGAAAUGAAAAAGAAGAAUUCUACCUUGCCAGAUUAGAUAUAUGAAUAGUAAAAGUAGACUCCUCUGAAUGGAAGUGACUAUUUCCCAGCUUUUUCUACACACCAAACCAAAUGUGAUAUUUUUCUAUGUUUUCCUCCAUUUUGAUGUUCAGGAAUUUACCAGUCCCAUUAAAUAUGGUACACGUCUAUUCUUGCAUGUUUUACACAUAGACUAUUUUUAAAUUGUGUUUAUUUUAUCAGGUUUCAAUUGUGUUGCUUAAAUUCAGUGAUGUUGAAUCCCUAGAAAUGUGAUGUGCUCGUUUAUCUAAUAUUUAAAUGAUUUAUUUAUGGGUUACCUCGUUUUUUGUUCUUUCAUUUUAACUCAUGCUUGUUAUGUUUAAACUCCCUGUAGUAUCCAAGUACCAGUAUACAUUACUGUUAUUAUGGAGAAAGAUUUUUGCUUUUGCUUCUGUAACCAUGGUAACCUGUCAAAGGUCAAGUGCUGACCUGUUGGAGAUAAGAUAUCUCGGGUCAUUUUUAUCCUAAUUGUUUGCAUGGUAAUUCAUCACUGAUUAGAGUUUCACUGUAUGUUGAUGCCUUGGCCAUUGACAAAGUCCCUUUUGUUUCAAGCUGAUUUGAAAGUCAGUUGUCGUUGUACACAUCUGGUAUGUAAUUUAGUACCAAUAUCUGUUGCUUAAGAAAAUCUCAGUGGAUUUCCGAGAAAUUAGAUUCUUUGAUGACUUUGUGAUAUUAAGUCUUCCUACUCCGUAGAUAAUACCCGGUGAAGUAAGUACCAAUAUUUAUUAAUCAGGGUCAACAACUCAUUCCGCAGUAUUCAAUGCAGCCUAUUGUUCAUGCAGUUUUAUCAUCCCAUGUGUAUCUAUUUAGUACUCUCAGAGAUUACUGUUUGUCUCAGAAUUUCACUCUCCCGCAAAGAAAUAUAAUUCCAUUACAGAUAUACAGAAUUUGAUCAGGGAACAUGAAUUUUUUCCCCAAAACUCCACAACUACACAAAAAAAUUUUUGUUUAUUGCAUAUGAUCUGAUACAAUCAUGUUUAUGUUAAAACAGUGGACUUCAAAUUCAAAUUAAUCAAGGAAUGUUGGAGAGAUUUUAUAAUUUGAAUUCAAUGGAAUUUAUGAAGUUAUGGUUUUGAAAUGAUUUCUAAGAAAAUACAAUUGAAAUGAUGGUUUAGUAUAGGAAGACAUUUAUUUAGAUUUCAUUUCUUCUUUGGACGAGAUAAAAUAGAAAUCUUCUGUAUAGAAAUGACAGACUUGUUAGCUAGUAGAUUGUGAUGAGGGGUUAGCACAGAGUUUGAUAUGUUACAAGUUGUGAAGGAUAUAUGCAUUAGAUGUUGUUACUGCUAGCUUUUGUGUGUGUGUGAGAGUUGUUCAUAUGCUAUGUCCUCCCCAAAAAACCAAGAGAUUUCUACAAGCUUCUGUUGACAAAAUUAAAACUUUAAAAACUAA